AUGGCCAUCAACUCUGCCCCCGAGUCCUCCCUCCUUUCCCUCCUCUACCGCUCCUACCCUACCGCCAUCUCCCCCGACGCCACGGAGCCCGACCUUCACACGGCCACCCCCAAAAUCUUUCCGCAGACUAGCUUUUCGGUCGCCGAAGAGGCCGACGUCAAGCAAUGGCUGGCCACCAUCUCCGGUCUGCAGACCGCUCUCAGCAAGGAUGACAAGCCCGUCGUCUCGACCAUCCUCGCCCAGCUGAACUCUCACCUCGCCACCCGCACAACUCUGCUCGGUGCGAAGCCCUCCGUGGCUGAUAUUGCCGUCUACGCUCUCGUCGCUCCUCUCGUCGAGAAAUGGACUCCCGAGGAGCGUACCGGCGAGCAGGGCUACCACCACAUCGUCCGUCACGUCGACUUCGUCCAGAACAGCCGCAUUUUCGCUCUCCAGAUCCCCGACGAGGAGAAGGUCACCAUUGACGUGAACGACGUCCGCUUCGUGCCCAAGCCCGUCGACCCCAAGGAGGAGAAGGAGCGCAAGAAGAAGGAGAAGGCCGCUGCCCAGAAGCCCGCCGCUGAGGCUGCUGGCAAGCCCCUCGUUGUCGGACAGGGCAAGCCCGAGGCUGCGGCCAAGGCCGACGGUGCUAAGGGUGACGCCGCCGCCGCUAAGCCUGAGGGCAAGCCCAAGAAGGAGAAGAAGGAAAAGAAGGAGAAGCCGGCCAAGGCUGCGCCCGCCCCUGCUGCUCCCCCGUCCCCCUCCGUCAUUGACCUCCGUGUCGGUCACAUUCUUCGUGCCGUCAACCACCCCAACGCCGACUCCCUCUACGUCUCGACCAUCGACUGCGGUGACGCCCCGGGCACCGAGAACACCUCUCUGGAUGAGGCCACCGGCAAGACCGUCCGCACUGUGUGCUCUGGUCUGAACGGUCUGAUCCCCCUGGAGGAGAUGCAGAACCGCAAGAUCGUCGCCGUCUGCAACCUGAAGCCCGUCACCAUGCGUGGCAUCAAGUCCUGCGCCAUGGUCUUGGCCGCCUCUCCCCGCGUGGCUGAGGGCGAGGACUCGCACGCUGGACCCGUCGAGCUCGUUUCGCCUCCUGCCGAUGCCCCUGCCGGUGAGCGCGUGUGCUUCGACGGCUGGACCGAGGGUGAGCCCGAGAAGGUGCUCAACCCCAAGAAGAAGGUCUGGGAGACCUACCAGCCUGGAUUCACCACCACCGAUGCCCUCGAGGUUGCCUUUGAGAUGAGUGCCGUUCCAGCCGUUCAGGGCCAGGAGGGCAAGCCCGCUCUUGGUAAGCUGAAGACGCAAUCCGGUGGACUUUGCACAGUCAAGACCCUGAAGGGUGCGGCUGUCCGGUAA
Molecule: messenger RNA, 1341 nt
Organism: Aspergillus luchuensis
Lineage: Eukaryota; Fungi; Ascomycota; Eurotiomycetes; Eurotiales; Aspergillaceae
Gene: ARC1
Product: putative cofactor for methionyl- and glutamyl-tRNA synthetases
Exons: 1
Coding region: 1-1341 (446 amino acids)
Cellular component (GO): methionyl glutamyl tRNA synthetase complex
Molecular function (GO): tRNA binding
Source: RefSeq, a predicted model, not a curated record